This is a messenger RNA of Bufo gargarizans (Asiatic toad), 2538 nucleotides long. It is a transcript of the gene RYK, whose product is annotated as receptor like tyrosine kinase. Lineage: Eukaryota; Metazoa; Chordata; Amphibia; Anura; Bufonidae. Gene Ontology annotation, biological process: axonogenesis; multicellular organism development; protein phosphorylation. Gene Ontology annotation, cellular component: signaling receptor complex. The record is from RefSeq and is a predicted model, not a curated record. The transcript has 16 exons. Gene Ontology annotation, molecular function: protein kinase activity; ATP binding. The coding region runs from base 19 to 2019 and encodes 666 amino acids.
AGUGAGGUCGGAAAGCGCAUGCGUCUAGUGGAUUGUAGUCUCCGUGAGGGAGACCGAGCGCGCCAGGGUCGUGUUCCGUGUCCGCGGUGUGCUGUUAUCGUCGGCGGGACAGACAGCGUUUACGGGGAUGGUCCGGGACGCCUCUUCUUCUCAGCACGGCCUGUGAGCGACAUGCUGCCCGGGGCCCCGGACCCCCCGGGGUGGAGGAGAUGGGGGAGGCAGCCGGGCCCCGGGCUGUGGUGUCCGUCCCUGCUGCUACUGCUCGCAGUUCUCCUUGGCGUCAGUGAGGCUCAGUCGGGGUCUGGGAGCGCCGGGGAGCCCGGUCUGAACGUGUACAUGAGCGAGGAGGAGGUGCGGCGGCUGAUCGGAUUGGACGCAGAACUUUAUUACGUCAGGAACGAUAUCAUAAAUCACUAUGCCCUUUCCUUUAACCUGCUCCUUCCCACCGAGACCAGCAGCCUCCACUUCAGCUGGCACACCAAAUCUAAGGUUGAGUACAAACUGGGAUUUCACGUGGACAAUCCAUUGGCUAUGGACGUACCACAGGCCAAUAUUUCACUGCAGGGGGAUGUGCCUCGCUCCUUGUCAGUCUUCAGAGUCGGUCUCUUCUGCUCUGGGAAAAUGGAGGCGGAGGUCAUGCUCGUCAUGCAGCUCAACAUAACUAUCAGCCCUGCCAAGAACAUCACAGUCCUCAACUUCAAGCGGAGGAAAAUGUGCUACAGGAAGAUUGAGCAAGAAGUGAAGCCCCCAAUAUCUCCAGACAAGAACAGCACAAGAGUUCACUUUGAUCCUGUAAAUGUCGCCCCUACCACCUCAACCCGUGUCUUCUAUAUCAGCGUCGGUGUUUGCUGCGCAGUCAUUUUCCUAGUGGCGAUUAUCCUGGCCGUGCUGCAUCUUCACAGUAUGAAGAGAGUGGAACUGGAUGACAGCAUGAGUGACAGCGGCAGCUCCCAGGGACUCUCUCAGCCUUCAACCCAGACAACGCAGUACCUACGAGCAGACACCCCCAACAACGCAACGCCCGUCACCAACGCAGUGGGGGAAAACAGCACCAGCGGCGCAGGAACGGCGCGGAAUUUAAGCGGUUAUCCAACGCUGCGGAUCGAGAAGAAUGACCUGAAAAGUGUCACCCUACAAGAGGCAAAAGCCAAGGUGAAGGACAUCGCCCUCUCCAGAGAAAGAGUGACACUUCAGGAUGUCCUGCAGGAAGGGACAUUUGGUCGAAUAUUCCACGGCAUUUUGGUAGAUGAAAAGGAUCCAAGCAAAGAGAAGGCCGUGUUUGUAAAAACUGUGAAAGAUCAAGCAUCCGAAGUUCAAAUUACAAUGAUGCUGACAGAGAGCUGCAAGUUGAGAGGUUUGCACCACAGGAAUCUUCUCCCCAUCGGUCAUGUCUGUAUAGAGGAUGGGGAAAAACCAAUGGUGCUGCUGCCUUUUAUGAACUGGGGGAAUUUGAAGCUGUUUCUGCGGCAGUGUAAGCUGGUGGAGGCCAACAACCCACAGGCGAUUUCCCAGCAGGAUCUUGUACACAUGGCGAUUCAGAUAGCCUGCGGGAUGAGUUACUUGGCCAGACGAGAAGUCAUCCACAAAGACCUUGCUGCUAGAAAUUGUGUGAUUGAUGAGUCUCUCCAGGUAAAGAUUACAGAUAACGCUCUAUCUCGAGACCUUUUCCCCAUGGAUUACCAUUGUCUUGGUGACAAUGAGAAUCGGCCGGUACGCUGGAUGUCUCUUGAGAGUCUAGUAAACAAGGAGUUUUCCAGUGCUGGGGAUGUGUGGGCAUUUGGAGUAACUCUGUGGGAACUGAUGACUUUGGGACAGACGCCUUAUGUUGACAUUGACCCGUUUGAGAUGGCCGCUUACCUAAAGGAUGGCUACAGAAUAGCUCAGCCUAUCAACUGCCCCGAUGAGCUGUUUGCAGUCAUGGCAUGCUGCUGGGCUCUGGAUCCCGAGGAAAGGCCCAAGUUCCAGCAAUUGGUACAGUGCCUGACUGAAUUCCACUCUGCACUUGGCGCAUACGUGUGAGCGGAAACUAUUACUCAUCUGGAAUAACACUGCAUGGACUAUAGCGCUCUCACAACACAGUGCCUUAGGAUACUAUGUUAAUCUUCAUUUUUUUUACAUUUUUUUUUGUAAAAUACGUUUAUAUCAAGUAUUUUAUAGUUUGUAGACCUUGGUUUCGUGGAACUGAGUGGGUUGACACUACACAGAAGAACACAACUUCAUCAGGUCUCUGUUGCAAGACUAUGAAUUGUUUCUACAAAGGACGCUCGAUGCCCUGAAGACAUUUUGUACUUUAUAAAUAUUGGACAUUUUUUAUUUUAUUUUAAGCCUACCCCUUUUGUUUAUUCUUUUUUUUAUAUAUAGGACCAUUUUAUUUUAUUUUUUAAAUAAUUGUGUUUGGACGUCUUUAAGAUGCAUCGUUCCUUUGUAAAAGGGUGAAAAGAUAAGUUAUAACACUAGACAAUGCCUCCUUAUGUAUGCUUUUGUUGACUUUAUGAUGCAUCGGUUCACUUUGUAUAUAAAGGAUAACUGUUUUCUACA